AUGGAGCCCGGCGAGAAGCUCUGGGGCACAUGUAAUCUGUGGAGGGGAGCUUCUCCCCUACAAACAGAAGUGGAAGCUCUGUUAUGGGCAAUGCAAUGUAUUCUCCGGUAUAACAAGUUAGUAAUGGUGUUUGAGACGGAUUGCUCUGAUGUGGUACGGAUGGUGUCUAACCCAGAAGAGUGGCAAGCUUUCGCAGUACUUUUAGAAGAAAUUGACAGAUGCAAGAGGCGCUUUACCUCUUUCACUCUCACGCAUAUACCAAGAACCAGCGACACGAAGGCAGACAAGUUAGCAUGA
Messenger RNA from Microthlaspi erraticum, 297 nucleotides. The record is from the annotation of a GenBank genome assembly. NCBI's taxonomy places the organism in Eukaryota, Viridiplantae, Streptophyta, Magnoliopsida, Brassicales, Brassicaceae.